Molecule: messenger RNA, 3081 nt
Organism: Knipowitschia caucasica
Lineage: Eukaryota; Metazoa; Chordata; Actinopteri; Gobiiformes; Gobiidae
Source: the annotation of a GenBank genome assembly
AUGCUAACCAUAGUGGAGGAAGAGAUGGAGGUAGUACAGGUCAGGCCUCAGGACGAUCCCCACGCCUCCCACGUUCACCCCGUAUGGGACACAGACGUACAAAUAGUUCUGGAGGAAGUGGCGGCGGUCCCGGUGGCGCAGGGGGCAAAACACUCUCCAUGGAGAACAUUCACUGGGAUGAUGGGAGGUGAUGCUUUGGCCUUUGGGGACCACCACAUGUCCUCUACUGUCCCCCAUUCUCUUAGGCAAGCCAGAGACAACACCAUCCUAGACCUACAGACUCAGCUUAAAGAGGUUCUUCGUGAGAAUGACCUGUUACGCAGAGAGGUGGAAGUCAAAGAAAGCAAGCUGAGCUCGUCCAUGAAUUCAAUUAAAACCUUCUGGAGUCCAGAAUUAAAAAAGGAGCGGGCUCUAAGGAAAGACGAAGCUUCCAAGAUUUCCGUAUGGAAGGAACAAUAUCGUAUUAUUCAAGACGAAGCACAGCACCUCCAGAUGACUGUCCAGGCCCUUCAGGAUGAGAUGAGGAUCCAAAGGGAUCUGAACCAGUUGCUCCAACAGGACCCAUCCAGCCAAGGCCGAGACCUGGCUCUGACUUCUGAACCCACAGAGGAGAACUACAGGAGACUGCAUGCUGAGCAUGAGAGACAAGCCAAAGAACUGUUUCUGCUCCGGAAAACCCUCGAGGAGAUGGAGCUUAGGAUCGACACGCAGAAACAAACACUGGGGGCAAGAGACGAGUCCAUUAAGAAACUGUUGGAGAUGCUCCAGAGCAAAGGGCCAUCUGCCAAGGCAUCAGAGGAGGACCAAGAGCGUACCAGAAGAUUAGCUGAUGCAGAGAUGCACAGACAUCAUCUUGAGAGUUUGCUGGAUCAACGAGACCGAGAAAUUUCAUCCCUUAGAGAGGAGUUGCACCGUAGAUAUGAGGGAACCCCUGAGUCUACUAAAACCAAAGCGCUACAAACUGUUAUUGACAUGAAGGAUGCUAAAAUCGGUUCAAUGGAGAGAGGCAUGCGGGACAUGGAAGAGGAGCUGCUAAUGUUAAAAUCAAACGGACUCUUGAGUUGUGAAGAACGGCAGGAGGAGAUGAAACAAAUGGAGGUCUACCGGAGUCACACAAAGUUCAUGAAAAACAAGAUGGAGCAGGUGAAGCAGGACCUCUCCAGGAAAGACACUGAGCUCCUGGGGCUGCAAACCAAACUGGAGACUUUAACAAACCAGUUCUCCGAUAGCAAGCAACACAUCGAAGUCCUGAAGGAAUCCCUCACUGCGAAGGAACAACGCGCUGCUAUUCUACAGACAGAAGUCGAUGCACUGCGCCUGCGCUUGGAAGAGAAGGAGGCCACGCUGAAUAAGAAGAGCAAACAGAUCCAAGAGAUGUCAGAAGAGAAGGGAACUCUCAACGGGGAAAUCCAUGACCUCAAGGACAUGCUGGAUGUUAAGGAGCGCAAAAUUGUUGUGCUGCAGAAGAAGAUUGAGAAUCUACAGGAGCAGCUGAGAGACAAAGAGAAGCAGAUGAGCAGCCUGAAGGAGAGGGUCAAGUCUUUACAGGCAGAUACCUCUAACACCGACACCGCGUUGACCACACUGGAGGAGUCUCUGGCAGAAAAGGAGCGCAUUAUUGAGCGGCUCAAAGACCAGCGAGAUCGAGAUGACCGGGAGAAAGGAGAGGAGCUGGACUCUUCCAGAAAGGAACUGAAGGAGCUGAAGGAGAGGCUCAGUCUGCUGCAAGGCGACCUGUCAGAUAGAGAGACUAAUCUGUUGGACCUAAAGGAGCAUGCAUCAUCACUGGCAUCCUCUGGUCUGAAGAAGGAUUCUAAAUUAAAAACCUUAGAAAUCUCCUUGGAGCAGAAAAGAGAAGAGUGCUUGAAACUGGAAAGCCAACUAAAGAGGGCCCAGACAGCCACGCUGGAGGCCAAGGCGAACACAGAGUUGGCAGAGCGCAUCAAGAACCUCGAGCAGGACGUGUCCCGCCACAAGGAGGAUUCUGGGAAGGCCCAAGCCGAGGUGGACCGCCUGCUGGAGAUCCUGCGGGAGAUGGAGAACGAGAAGAACGACAAGGACAAGAAGAUUAACGAGCUGGAAAGACAGAUGAAGGACCAGACAAAGAAAGUGGCCUCACUGAAGCACAAGGAGCAGGUGGAGAAGAGCAAAAACGCUCGUCUGAUGGAGGAGGCCAGGAAGAGGGAGGACAAUGUGUCGGAGAGUUCUCAACAGGUCAAGGACACUUUGCGUCAGAAAUCUGAGCGCAUUGAGGAGCUGGAGGAGGCCUUGAGAGAGAGCGUUCAGAUCACAGCUGAGCGGGAGAUGGUUCUAGCACAAGAGGAGGCUGCCAGGGCUCACCAGGAGAAACAGAUGGAGGAGUUGCUGGGUGCUAUGGAAAAGGUCAAACAGGAGCUGGAGUCCAUGAGAUGCAAGCUGGCCUCCACGCAGCAGUCCCUGUGUGAAAAAGAAGCACACCUGACAACCCUCCGUGCAGAGCGCAGGAAGCACCUGGAGGAGGUGCUGGAGAUGAAACAGGAGGCGCUGUUGGCUGCCAUCAGUGAGAAGGACGCCAACAUCGCACUGCUGGAGCUGUCUUCAUCCAAGAAGAAGAAGACUCAGGACGAGGUGGCACUGCUGAAGAGGGAGAAGGACAGGCUGGUGCAGCAGUUAAAGCAGCAGACCCAGAACAGAAUGAAGUUGAUGGCAGACAACUACGAAGACGAUCAUCUCAAAACUGCCCACGACCAAACCAAUCACAAACCUUCUCCAGACCAGAUGAUCCCCCCUCUUGUAGCCCUGUCCCAGAACCGCAGCAAGCUCAAGCUCUACAUUGCCCACCUGACCGACCUGUGUAACGAGAGGGACCCCAGCAUCCUCAGCACGCUCACCCCCCCCUCACACUAUCACCAUGGCGACCCUGACCACUGGGAGGACGAGCUGCACAAGAUGUCAUGCCAACAGCUGGAGCAGGAGCUGGAGCUGUGUGAGAAGGAGAGCAGUGAGCUGCAGGAAUACGCCAACUGCGUUCUCCAGCAGAUCGCAGACUACUGCCCCGACAUCCUGGAGCAGGUGGUGAACGCGCUGGAGGAGUCCUGCUAA